Molecule: messenger RNA, 1690 nt
Organism: Cuscuta campestris
Lineage: Eukaryota; Viridiplantae; Streptophyta; Magnoliopsida; Solanales; Convolvulaceae
Source: the annotation of a GenBank genome assembly
UAAAGCUUAUUAAGUGUGUUUAUCUUAGCUUAUUGAACAGUAAGCGGUGGCUGGCCGGAGGAGGAUGGAGCUAUUCCCGGCGGCAAAGCCAGAUCUGUCUCUGAGGAUCAGCCCGCCGACCGGCAAACCACCGGGAACAACCCACGAUCACAAAACAGACCGCUCCAUGUUUAAGCCUUUUUGCCAUUUCGACCUUUCCCUUGGGAAUCUUAAUCAGCAUCAGCAUCCGCAUCUCUUUCGGAAACACCAAACGGGCAAUUUCGACCUCGGGUUCUUGCCGCGGCCGAUUAGAGGAGUCCCCGUCUACUACUAUAAUCCCGCACGUGCUGUCCCUUUUCAUUCUCCUGUUGGCAAUAAUAGCUUUCUUACGACUGAUCCUCCAGCAGAAGCUGCCGUGCCGCCGCCGUCGUCUAGCGGAGGCCACCGCAACGGUCAUCCAGCUGCAUCGGGGCCAGGGGGGAUUCGGUCGGGGUUUCGGUGGUCAUCGAGAUUUCCGGCGAGACGGAGGACGAGAAAUCCAAGGAUGCGGUGGACGAGCAGUCUCCAUGCUCGGUUCGUUCACUCGGUUGAGCUCUUGGGUGGCCACGAAAGAGCAACACCAAAGUCAGUUCUGGAGCUAAUGGACGUCAAAGAUCUCACCUUGGCUCAUGUAAAAUCCCAUUUACAGAUGUAUCGAACGAUGAAAACUACAGAUAGGGCAACUGGAGCUACAUCAUCAGGUCAGUCGGAAGUGUUUGACUAUGGGUCAUCUGGUGAUAAUACAUGUGAUGACUUGAUGCUGGACAUUCAAACAUCAAUAAAGUCUGAAUUGUCAGUUCAUCAGCAGCAAAGACCAAAUGUUUGUAACAAAAAUCAAUACGAGGACGAUUAUGAUCGACCAUCCACUCUGGAUCAAUUCAUCAAGGCGUAGAUCCAGCUGGAAUUCAUGAAAUGGGCAAAGAGCAGUGUGGGAUCUAAAUGCCCGGGGAUUGUGUUUAAUACAUUGUGAAAUGACAAAAAAAGAUUAUUAACUACGGUGCCGUGGAUAGAAUACCACUCCUUUAGAAGCGAUUUCGCCUUUACCAGUGCGGUCGAUACAAGGAAACGCCGCUCAAGGGGGUAUUAUGUACUAUACCAUGAACAACCCCUGCGAAUGACGUUUCAGUUCAUGCUCAAAGCUAUCAAUCGUGAAUCCAACUUACGACUCUCCCAACUCAAAUCAAGUUUAAUUGAAACUAGUAACAGAAAAUUUGACUCCAUCGUUGAAAUGUUUGGUAACAUAUUUAGACAUUUGAAAGGAAAGAAUCCAUUCAAGGUUUCAUUUAGCAGGGGAGAAAUAGCGAGUAAUGUCCGAACCUUUUUUGGAAACAUUUGCUUGUUUCUGAGGCCUAAGCCAAGCACGCACCUCGUCUUGAAUCUCCUGCGGUAACUCAUUCACAACAGAUGGGUCUAUAUCAUUUAUGUUGUAAUAAAAACUUGUAGCGUGUUUCUGGUGGGUUUGACCAGUUGCAUUCACACUGCUGCUACCUGAAAUGACAGAAAUAUGAGUAGGGGAAAAAUAGAAAGGGAGAUCAUGGGGAUUUCUUGUGAUUAGCAAGAGUAUUACCUUGGGUUGAUGACCCACAUUCCGUGAAAGGACUGCUUCCACGCCUCACCUCUAGAAGUGAGGAGGAGGCUUCACCAUGGAAGUAUGCUAAGAUGGAUGUUACCU